AAUAGUAUUUUAAUUAAUUUUAUAAUCAAAUAAAUACAUUUAUAAGCAUAGUUAAAAUAUUAGUAAUGGUAAGUAUAAAUAUUUUGGACGGACAGACGGAUAGAUGAGCGCGUGCGCUCCUCUCGUGGCCGUGUAUAAAUAACAGGUGCAGUAUGCACAAGAGUAGGCUACAUUACAGUCUAAUUACAGCCAGUAUGAGCGGACGAGUAGGAGAUCUCAGUCCUAAACAAGGCGAGGCUUUGGCACAGUUUCGUGAGAGAAUAGAUGAUGUUUUUGACCAGCUGCCCAUUCAGAAUGAUCAUUACCUGCUCCGCUGGCUCAGAGCCAGGAGCUUUAAUGUCCCAAAGGCUGAGAGCAUGCUUAGAAAGAACCUGGAGUUUCGCAAGCAUAUGAAAGUCGACAAAAUCAUCGAUAACUGGAGGCCACCAGAGGUCAUUGAGCGAUAUGUGUCUGGUGGGUUGUGUGGUUAUGAUCGUGAAGGAAGUCCAAUCUGGUAUGACAUCAUCGGCCCUCUUGACCCGAAGGGCCUUUUACUAUCGGCCAGCAAACAAGACUGUCUCAGGACCAAAGUCAGGGAUGCUGAACUUCUACGAAAAGAGUGCGAAAAGCAAACUGAAAAGCUCGGCAAGUACAUCGAAUCGAUCACCAUCAUUUAUGACUGUGAGGGGCUUGGCAUGAAACAUCUGUGGAAACCUGCUGUUGAGAUGUAUGGUGAGGUUCUAACCAUGUUUGAAGAGAACUAUCCAGAGAGUCUUAAAAGACUGUUUCUUAUCAAAGCCCCUAAACUCUUUCCUAUCGCAUACAACUUGAUCAAACAUUUCCUUCGUGAAGAAACAAGGCAGAAGAUUAUUAUACUGGGUGCCAACUGGAAAGAGGUAUUAAGGAACUAUAUAGAUGCAGAUCAAUUACCUGUAGCUUAUGGAGGCUCCAGAACCGAUCCUGAUGGAAACCCGUACUGUAAGACCAUGUUAAAUUAUGGAGGAGUAGUGCCGAAGUCGUAUUACGUGCGGGAAUCUAUAAAAGUCCAAUAUGACCAAAGCAUCACUAUUGGUCGUGGUUCCUCCCACCAGGUGGAGAAUGAGGUUCUCUUCCCAAACUGCUUAUUACGAUGGCAGUUUGUGAGUGAAGGAUCUGAUAUUGGUUUUGGACUUUUCCUGAAGACAAAAGGGAAUGACACAAAUAAAGGGGAAGCCAUGCAGGAAAUCCUUCCUGUCCAACGUUACAAUUCCCAUCUAGUGCCAGAAGACGGAUCUUACACCUGUGAGGAUCCAGGCAUCUAUGUUAUAAGAUUUGACAACACCUACAGUGUGAUUCAUUCGAAGAAGAUCAGCUUCACUGUGGAUGUGCUCCUACCUGAGGGAAAUAUAGUGCCUAAAAAGCAGGCAUGAAUCAGAUCCCAGUGGAAUCAGACCUUAUCUCAUAUUACAUAAUGUAUUAAUUUUUAGUACCCUAUGUUUGAACCAUGUAAAUCGAGUAGUUUUGUGUAAUUGAACAGUUGGAUCGUUGUGAAAUGUGAUUCGAAGGGCCGGUUUCCCCGACAGGGUUUAGAUUAAUCCAGUUAUAUUUGUUUUCAUGUUAUAUUAGUAGUUUUUACAAUCAUAUCUUAUAAAAAACAGUACUGGUGUGCAUCUUGAGACAAAACAAUGCACUGAGAUAUGUUAAGAUAAGUCAGUGCAAAAUAUUUUUAAAUUAAGAUAGCUUAAACAUGCAUUUUCAUCUGGGACUAGGAUAAGCCCUGUCCGGGAAACCCCACAAAUCCUGUUCUGUACUUUGGCAGUCCCUAAAUGAUGCUCUAUAAGCAUUUCCAAAAUCUGGAAAGUGAACAUGUUGGCAAAGUAAAUGUGCCUUAAAACAGUCAACACUCAACAGUAAAACUAAAAACAAACCUCAGCAAGCAGUAUUUUGACAUACAGUUGUAACUUUGAAAUAUGUUUUGUAUGAAAGAGGCAGAAAUGCAGACAGAUGGAGACUCCAGGUAGGCUAUAAAUGUUAAUUAUGUACUCUAUUUUAUCAUCAUAAUGACUUAAUUUAAUUGUCAGUAAUUUUAUUACAAUAAAUUGGAAGUUAAACGCAUUUAAAUUUAGUGGAGGCUUAUACUAGAAUAAUUGAAAUAUUUAGCUAGAACAAUAUUUGACGCAUUUUUUAAAUGUGAAUAAAAUACAUUGAUCUAAAAAUAAAAAACUAUAUAAAACA
Messenger RNA from Misgurnus anguillicaudatus (oriental weatherfish), 2193 nucleotides. The record is from RefSeq and is a predicted model, not a curated record. NCBI's taxonomy places the organism in Eukaryota, Metazoa, Chordata, Actinopteri, Cypriniformes, Cobitidae.